Scatophagus argus is the source of this 1755-nucleotide messenger RNA. Its product is annotated as protein naked cuticle homolog 2. Bases 649 to 1746 code for a protein of 365 amino acids. Gene Ontology annotation, biological process: negative regulation of Wnt signaling pathway. The record is from RefSeq and is a predicted model, not a curated record. Lineage: Eukaryota; Metazoa; Chordata; Actinopteri; Scatophagidae. The transcript is spliced from 9 exons. Gene Ontology annotation, cellular component: cytoplasm.
UGUGUGUGUGUGGUUUUGAGGAGAUCCUGACCCCUUUUGGACUGUGAUUAUGGGUCUUUGAUGUAGGAAACACACAGAGGUGGUUGACGUAUCAAUUGCACCUGAAUUGUACAAAUUAUUCUUGAAGUUUGAUUUAAACAAGUCGUCCGCGCCCUGACAGUGCCAUCCCAUACGAUAUUCAUAAAUGCUUUGAGCCAAACUAGUUACUAUUAGUCUUAUCUGCAGGACGCCACCCCGAUACUGGUCAAGCGUGUGUUAAUGCGUAUCCAAGAUCAAAUUAAGUGUUUUACAUAUAUAAAUUCAAUUUAUGUAUCUCAUAACGAGAAGCUAAUUUGCUCUUUCAUUGUCAACGUUCCGCUGUUGGGUUAAAUAACAACCAGAAACAAAAGAGUUUGGCUAGCGUAAUAAGUGAAUUUAACCGAAGAAGGAAGUGCGCACCAUUAAAACCUCUCGCUCUGCAUCUACACUCUUUGUUAAACAUCAAACUUUCGGUCUUCGCUUCGUCUAUGCAAUCCCCAGUGUGCGGAUAUUUGCCGGAGUCUCCCGAUGCUCUUGUUGGGAGGCGGACGUUUCACAAAUGUCACAUUUAUUUUUACUUCAUGGACUGGAUAUUAUGAACAUCUGCUGAUCGCAUGAACAGGCAGGAGUAUGGGCAAAUUCCAGUCCAAACUCGCAUCGAAACGCAGACAGAGUCCUGAAGGAGGUAGUUUGGCUUCCAAUGUGCUGAGUUGUCAAAGAGAGCUGGAGCGCUCCAGCAGCCACAAAACCAAACUGACAGAGAACUUGUAUGCUGAAUUGAGGGAAAACAAGUCUGACUGUCACAGCAACCUUAAAGUUGCUCUUCCACCAAAGAGGACACAUGACAGAGGUGACAGCAUCCACUUCCAGGUCAAGAAACAGAUGAGGAAGAGGAGCAGCCAUGCUGGUGCCACAGAGAGUAACACGGUGCUUGAUGAGGACUCUCAGCAGGAGUGGAUCUUCACAUUGUACAAUUUUGACCACGGUGGAAAGAUCAUCAAAGAGGACAUGUGCAGUCUGAUACACUCCAUGUAUGAGGUUUUAGAGGCAUCAGUCAAGCAGCCUUACGGUGGCAUCACACCCCUGAGGAUAAAGCUGGUUGUAACUCCGUCAGGGCACCCAGAAAAUACCUCACAGAUAGCACAGACGGAGCAGAGUGUGUCUCAGGAGACAGGAAGACCAGAAGGAAGACAUUACUGUGUGGAUGAAAACAUAGAGCGCAGAAACCACUACCUGGAUCUAGCCGGCAUUGAAAACUAUACCUCCAAGUUUGACAAUACAGAAUCUCCCACCCAGGAGUCCAGACAGGAUGCUCACUCUGCUCUUCAGUACCACCCUGUGGUAAUCAGUGAAAACUGCAUCUCCCUUGAGUCUCCCAAAAGCCUCUCUGUUCCUCAUUUCCUGAAAAGCAAGGCCAUGCUAGUGGGGAAAGACAAGAACGGAGGAGAGGGAAAGUCUUGCAGAUUUCAUGGCCAACACCCUGUUUCAUGGUGCCACCCUUCUCAACCUUCGACACAUCGCACCCACAGCAAGCGGCUUCGCUCCAGGGUACAAGGGACUGCCUCGCACUUUAAACCCAUACAGGGUGGAGAUAUAGAGAUAUUUUCCCACCAUCAGCCCCCAUGUGGGGCUCUGGCCUCCCCAGUCCAGAGACAUGCACACCAUCACCACCAUGAGCACCAUCAUCAUCAUCAUCACCACCAUCAUCAUCACUGCCAGCCUUCAUAAAUGUAUUUU